Messenger RNA from Lottia gigantea (owl limpet), 1340 nucleotides. RefSeq lists its product as hypothetical. The transcript has 7 exons. Gene Ontology annotation, molecular function: transmembrane signaling receptor activity; neurotransmitter receptor activity; extracellular ligand-gated monoatomic ion channel activity. The record is from RefSeq and is a predicted model, not a curated record. Lineage: Eukaryota; Metazoa; Mollusca; Gastropoda; Lottiidae. Gene Ontology annotation, cellular component: synapse; membrane; neuron projection. Bases 111 to 1340 code for a protein of 409 amino acids. Gene Ontology annotation, biological process: chemical synaptic transmission; nervous system process; regulation of membrane potential.
GCAAAAAGAAGAAGAUGGCGUCAUUUUCGUAUUCGUGAAAGAAGGAAAUUUGUUUUUCUUUUUAGUUUCAGUCUUUUUUCAACGAAUAAAUCAAAAUAUCUCUGUACAUAAUGUCAAACCAAAUCAUUAAGCCACACAGUGGUCCUCCGUCUAGCUCGAAUUCAUCCACAAAGGAACGAAAUCAAAACCAAAAUCAAAACCAAAAUAGCCAAAUGCACGAAGUCCACAGUUUUACGCCGGUUAAACUUAAUGAUACUUUCCAUAGAGUGAUGUCUUCAAUGGAAAAGGGCAAUACUAUUAUGCAAGGUUGUAAAAAUGUCGUGUCCAACUUAAAUGAAAAAGUUGCGCUAGAGCCAAAACAAUUCCUUGGUGAUCGAAAAGAUAAGGUAAAAGUAGAACUGAAAUGUGCCUUUUUGCAGAUCCUGAACAUCGACACAGUUGGUCAGUGUUUUGAGGCUGAAGUUUUUGUUCAAGCGAAAUGGCAAGAACCAGCCUUACAAAAGGCAGCAGACCUAAAUGAUAAAAGCAUGUACGAUCCUGCAGAACACUGGAUACCACGAAUGACUAUUUUAAAUGCAAAUGGAGCUUUAGCAUUCACUAGACGAAAUUUUUCAGUACAGUUUAAUCAAAAGGGUUACAAAUAUCCGGUUGUGAGGUUACUUUGGAGAUUUAAAGGCACAUUUCGAGAAAAUUUGGAGUUGGAACAUUUCCCUUUUGACGUUCAGGAUUUAACAAUUCAGUUAUCAACAGAAAGAUCGGCCGAUGAAGUUGUUUUUAUCGAUGACCAGGAGGUUCUCUCUACUGUAAAUACCCGAACCUUUCAGAAUUCUGGAGAAUGGAUCAUAUAUGAACAUGUUGAAACAUUCAGAGAUUCAACAACAAGGGAAUAUGUUAGUUCGACCAUCCAUCCUAUUUUAUUCGCCCAAUGCCGAGUCAAGAGAAGAAUUGGGUUUUAUAUGUGGAAUGUUGUUUUCCUCAUGGCAAUGGUUUCAAUUGCAACAUUUUGUACGGCAACAGAAGAACCAGAUGCGAUAGAUAGAAUGUAUAAUAAUGUCACAUUGUUAAUGACUGCCUUCGUUUUAAGAAUGUCUGUUCAACCGACUUUACCUGCCAUAUCGUAUCUUACUUAUUUGGAUGUCUAUGUGUUAGUGUCCUUGGUGUUUCUGUGCCUACAGAUUGCUGAAAAUUCCUUGAUGGCCUGUCUCAGCAACCACAUUACUAAACAAGAGCUUUAUGAUUGGGAUAACUUCUGCAUUUCAAUUAUUGCUGCAAUUUAUGUCCUCUUCCAUAUGACGUUCCUCAUAUAUAUCUACCUUACGCUUCUCUUAGCGAAGGAUUAA